Messenger RNA from Oncorhynchus keta (chum salmon), 5019 nucleotides. RefSeq names its product spectrin beta chain, non-erythrocytic 4-like. The transcript is spliced from 19 exons. Gene Ontology annotation, molecular function: phospholipid binding; actin filament binding. Gene Ontology annotation, biological process: actin cytoskeleton organization. Lineage: Eukaryota; Metazoa; Chordata; Actinopteri; Salmoniformes; Salmonidae. The record is from RefSeq and is a predicted model, not a curated record. Gene Ontology annotation, cellular component: cell junction; cell projection; cortical actin cytoskeleton. Bases 188 to 4972 code for a protein of 1594 amino acids.
GGUACCCGGGACCCUACAGAGUGGAGUGGGUGUCUCUGGCGUAGAGGAGCCACGCAGAUAGGCAGGACGUCCUGUGGGAAAGGAGGAGAGAAGAGAGGAAGAGGGGCUGGCUCAGGCUCGGGCCCCUGAUGGUGGCUAUUUUUGUCUCCCCUAGCUGAGUGAUUGGGGACAGCAGGUAAAGGAAAAGAUGCUUAUGGGUGCGGGACGAGACACGGCGCGGGAUGAGGCCCAGAAGCUUCACAGGAAGUGGCUGAAGCACCAGGCCUUCAUGGCCGAGCUGGCCCGCAACAAAGAAUGGCUGGCCAAGAUAGAGCAGGAGGGCCAGGAGCUGAUCGAUGAGAAGCCGGAGCUGCGUUCGGUGGUGCAGCAGAAGCUGGAGGAGAUCAGGGAGUGCUGGACGGACCUGGAGAGCACCACCAAGGCCAAGGCCCGGGCUCUGUUUGAGAACAACAAGCCAGAGCCGGUGGUGAAGAGCUACUCAGACCUGGACCACCAGCUCUCUGGCCUGGAGAAACAGCCCCCUCAGCUGGAGCAGGCUCAUCACCUACCCACCUUCAACGAGCAGCUGCAGAAAUUUCAGUCUCAGAUGGGAAACAUGUACAAGGACGUAGGGGAACUAGGGUCCCUCCAGGGGGUGUGCCUCCCCCAGCGAGGCAGCCUGGUGAAGGGUGGCGAGGGAGAAGGGGGCGAGCAGCCAGCCGUAGUGGAGACCCGCAUCGUGCGCCUCAUCGAGCCCCUGAAGGAGAGACGACGCAUCCUGCUGGCCUCCAAAGAGAUGCACCAGGUCGCUCAGGACCUGGAGGAAGAGAUACUGUGGAUCCAGGAGCGGCUUCCUCUGGCCUCCUCUAAGGAUUACGGCAACAACCUGCAGAGUGUUCAGCAGCAUGUCAAGAUCAACCAGACACUGCAGAGGGAUCUGCAGGGGCGCCAAGCACGGGUGGAGGAGGUGUUGGACCGGGCGGGGAUCAUCGCCUCUCUGCGGACCCCUGAGGUUGACUUUGUGCGUGAGGGGGCGGGGCAUGUGCGUCAGGUGUGGGAGGUGCUGAGGCUGGAGGCGGAGAGGAGGUCUGUGAUGCUGGAUGUGGUGCUGCUGGCCCAGCAGUACUACAGCGAGGCAGCCAAGGUGGAGUCCUGGCUGGCAGGCCAGAAACUGCACCUCAUCAAUGAGGAGAAGGGCACGGACGAGGAGAGCACCCUGCAGCUGCUGAAGGAGCACCUGGCCUUGGAGGCGACAGUGGAGAACUACGCUGAGACAGUGGGCAUGCUCUCCCAGCAGUGUCAGCAACAGCUGGAGCUGGGGCACCCAGAUAGUGAGGGGAUCACCAAGCAGCAGUCCCACAUAGACCGUCUGUAUGUGUCUCUGAAGGACAUGGUGGAGCACAGGAAGACCAAGCUGGAGCAGCAGUACUGGAUGUACCAGCUCAACAGAGAGGUGGAGGAGUUAGAGAAGUGGAUCACUGAGAGGGAGGCCGUUGCCAGCUCCACUGAGCUGGGUCAAGACCUGGAGCAUGUCACGUUGCUACAGGAAAAAUUCACCAAGUUCUGCUCAGAGACCAACAGCAUAGGCCAGCAGAGGAUGGAGCAGGUGAAUAAGAUGGUGAAUGAGAUGAUAGACUGUGGCCACACGGACGCGGCCACCAUAGCUGAGUGGAAGGACGGACUGAACGAGUCAUGGGCCGACCUACUGGAGCUCAUGGAGACCCGAAGACAGAUGCUGGCAGCAUCACACCAGCUGCACAAGUUCUUCACCGACUGCAAAGAGGUCUUGGCUCAGACUGCAGGGAAGAUGAGGCAGUUGCCAGAGGUGAGGGCGUGCCAAGCCAGCAUCGCCAACCCUGCCACCCUUCAGAGGCUCAUGCUCUCCUUCGAGCACGCCCUCCAGCUGCUCGUCUCACAGGUAAGGCAGCUACAGGAAAAUGCGGCCCAGCUGAGGACCAUCUAUGCCGGAGAGAAGGCUGAGGCCAUCAUGAGCAAAGAGCAGGAAGUGAUGUCAGCAUGGAAGGAGUUACUGGUUUCCUGUGAGGCCAGUCGUGUGCAGGUCACCUCGGUGACAGACAAGGUGCAGUUCUUCUCGGUGGUGCGUGAGCAGCUCAUGUGGAUGGAGGGCAUCAUGGGACAGAUUGGAGGGGACGACCCCAGGGACUCGUCUUCUGCAGAGGUGAUGAUGAAACAGCAUGGUGAGCUGAAAGCCAAGAUGGAUGGCCGUAGGAAGACAAUACAGCAAUGUGUGGAGCUGGGAAAGAUCCUGCUGGCCGCAGGCAACCCAGCCUCCGAGGAGAUAAAGGAGAAGUUGGAUGCGCUCCUGGCUAAGCAGAAGGAUCUCUCUGAGAGAUGGGACAAACAGCAGGAGAAGCUACAGCGCAAGAAGGAUCAGUUCCAGUAUGCCCAGGAGACGGUGAAGGCGGAGGCCUGGCUGAAGGCCAAGGAGCCCCUGAUUAGCUCCAGCUCCUCCUCUAGGGUGGCUGGGGGGGCUGGAGGAGACGCCCAGGUCCAGACUGAUGAGGUGGAGCAACUCAUCCUCCGCCACGAGGCCUUCCGCAAUGCUGCAGCCACCUGGAAGGAGCGCUUCAGCUCACUGAGACAGCUCUCCAAUGCAGAGAAGCUAAGAGAAGAACAGAGCAGCAAGCCUUCCCCAAUGCCACUCUCCAGUCGGAGGAUGUUCCCAUCAUCCUGUCUCACUCCGACCAUUCCUCUUGCUACCUCAACUCUGCUGAGACAGAUGGUCCAGGUGCAUAUUGAGCCCAGGCCCAAGCAGACCAGUCUGGAGAUGUCUGCCUCUGCCUCCUCUGCAGCCCAAAGGUUGGGUUCUACCAUAGCCAGCUACGCUCCUGUCAUAAAUGGCUCUGGUUACCAUGGACUGGACAAUCAGAGCAGCAGCGGGGGAUUGGAGAGUUCCAACUACCCUGGACUGAACCAUCCGGGCAGUGGAGGAGUGGACAGCAGCUCUAGUUACCUUGGAGGGAACCAUCAGACUGGCUCCCCGCCAGUGGAUAGUUCUGGCUACCUUGGACUGAACCAUCAAAACAGUGGGGGUAUGGUUAGUCCAGGCUACCUACCUCAAAACCAAAGUAGUGGGGGUAUGUGUGGUCCAGGCUACUUGCCGCAAAAUCUAUGUAGUGGGAGUAUGGGUAGUCCAGGCUACCUGCCAAAAAAUCAAAGUAUUGGGGGUUUGUGUAGUCCUAGCUACCUGCCGCAAAAUCAAAGUAGUGGGGGUAUGGGUAGUCCAGGCUACCUGCCUCAAAAUCAAAGUAGUGGGGGUAUGGGUAGUCCAGGCUACCUGCCUCAAAAUCAAAGUAGUGGGGGUAUGGGUAGUCCAGGCUACCUGCCGCAAAAUCAAAGUAGUGGGGGUAUGUGUAGUUCAGGCUACCUGCCGCAAAAUCAAAGUAGUGGGGGUGUUGGUAGUUCAGGCUACUUGCCGCAAAAUCAAAGUAGUGGUGGUAUGGGUAGUUCAGGCUACCUUGCACAAAAUCAAAACAGUGUUGGGAUUGGUAGCUCAGGCUACCUUGGGAAAAAUCAAAGUAGUGGGGGUAUGGGAAGUACUGGCUACCUUGCACAACACCAAGGUAGUGGGAGUAUGGGUAGUUCAGGCUACCUUGCGCAAAGUGUUGGGGGUAUGGGUAGUUCUAGCUAUCUGCCUCAAAGUGGUGGGGUCAUGGACCCCAAAAUGGCAUAUGCGUGGCAGCAUCUGAAAGCUGACUGCAUGCAGCCCAGGAUCAACCACAUGCACAAAGCUGUCAACCCCCUCCUGGAGGCCAGCAGGGCGCAGAGGGAACAGUUUGGGGACAUCCCCAUGGUGGACAUGAUCGGGCCAGAGUCUGGCCUGGAUCUCCUCCACGGCAGGCUCCAGAGGGACCCUCGCGGCAGCCGCUCCGACCCCCAGAUGGACCACCUGCGGCGGGAGAGGGAGUACAAGCUGGGUCGGCAGACCUCCAGCGAACAGGAGAUUCAGGCGCGGCUCAACGAGCUGCCAAUGAUUGUGCGCCAGGAGCGCUAUAGGCGACGCCUGGAGAGGCAGUCGUCCAGCGAGCAGGAGGGCAGUGGGAAGGCGAGGACACCGAGGCAGGACGACUCCAGCGACAUGGAGUCAGCCAAGGAAGGCUCCGACAAGCGCUCAAUAGAGAAGAGAGCCACCACCAUGGCUGAGAUUGUGGAGCAGGCCCAGGAGAGAGAGGCAGCACAAGCUCGAGGGGAGAUGUACCGCCCCACCAGCAGCCUCUCAGCACCCGUGACCUACGAGCGCCCGCGAGCCAGAGACCGCCCCAAACCCCGCAGGAGACCCCGCCCCAAAGAGCCUGAGGAGAAGCGACGCUCUCGCUCGGCUCCGGCCCAGAGCCCGGCACAACUUCUGCCACCCUCACACACUGCCCAUAAUGAAGGCUUCCUGUACCGCAAACACGACUUUGAGGGGCACCAGAAGAGUCCCAGCAGUAAGUCGUGGGUGAAUUUGUAUUGCGUGUUGACAAAGGGAGGGAUCACUUUCUACAAGGACGCCAAGAGCACCACCACACCGUACAAUGAAGAAACCCCACUCGACCUGAGCGUCUGUAUAUGUGAUAGCACCAUAGGAUACAAGAAGAAGAAAAAUGUCUUCGUUAUCAAGAAAAAUGAUGGCAAUGACUAUAUUUUCCAUGCAAAGGAUGAGGAGGACCUGAAGGCUUGGGUCACUAACAUCAUCACCAGUAUAACUGAACAUGAGGAGAUCGCCAAGUGGGACAAGCCCACCACCUCGUCCACAGAUCCCGACCGCUCGGAGAGGAAGGAGAAGUCAGAGGGCGACGCAGACGCCAGGUCAGAGAGGUCUGAGAUGGGAGGAGAGGUGGAGGAGGAGGAGAGGUCAGAGAAAGAGAGGUCUGAGAAGGGAGAGGGGUCCAAGAAGACGGGAGAAGGCUCAGAGAAAGCAGACACGUCGGAGAGGGGUGAGAGGGCAGAGGGGGGGGCAGAGGGCUCCAGCACAUCAGGGAAGAGCAAAUGAUCCCCGCUGAGUGGAGGAGUGGACUGGCAUCCAACCAUCUAAAGCCC